This is a messenger RNA of Ricinus communis (castor bean), 2058 nucleotides long. Its product is annotated as sugar transport protein 5. Gene Ontology annotation, molecular function: monosaccharide transmembrane transporter activity. Gene Ontology annotation, cellular component: membrane. NCBI's taxonomy places the organism in Eukaryota, Viridiplantae, Streptophyta, Magnoliopsida, Malpighiales, Euphorbiaceae. The record is from RefSeq and is a predicted model, not a curated record. Bases 123 to 1628 code for a protein of 501 amino acids. Gene Ontology annotation, biological process: monosaccharide transmembrane transport. The transcript is spliced from 4 exons.
CCUUCAAUGUGAAUUUGACAUUGAGAGAGGUAGUUGCUCUACUCAUUCUCUCUUUUACUUGAGAGUUUUUAUGGUUAUCGUUAUUAUUUUGGUUUUGGAGGAGGAGACAGAAAGAGAAGAAAAUGGCCUUGGGAGGUUUUGCCUUCAAUGGGCAUGAUAAUAGCUUCAAUGGCAAGAUAACAGUGUCAGUGUUGAUUACGUGCAUUAUCGCUGCAUCCAGUGGCCUCAUUUUUGGCUAUGACAUCGGAAUUUCAGGAGGUGUAACUACAAUGGUACCAUUUCUCGAGAAAUUCUUUCCAUCAGUACUGAGGAAGGCAUCGGAGGCCAAAACAAAUAUUUAUUGUGUCUAUGAUAGUCAGGUUUUAACAUCCUUCACAUCGUCGCUGUACAUAGCAGGGUUAGCCGCUUCCCUUGUAGCUAGCCGCGUUACUGCAACAUUGGGCCGCAAGAACACCAUGGUCCUAGGUGGCUGCGCCUUCCUUGCUGGUGCUGCCAUCAAUGGUGCUGCUGCCAGCAUUGCCAUGCUCAUCCUAGGCCGUAUUUUACUUGGUUUUGGAGUUGGCUUCACUAACCAGGCAACUCCUAUAUACCUGUCAGAGGUUGCACCACCAAAAUGGCGGGGUGCAUUCAACACAGGCUUCCAAUUUUUCAUAGGCAUUGGGGUAGUAACAUCUAACUGCAUAAAUUUUGGCACGGCCAAGCUCAGCUGGGGCUGGCGUCUGUCCCUUGGUCUUGCAAUUGUCCCUGCAGCUAUAAUGACAGUGGGUGCAUUCUCAAUCUCAGAUACUCCUACUAGCCUGGUGGAGCGGGGUAAGCUUGAACAAGCUAGAAAAUCUCUGAUUAAAGUCAGAGGAAGUGACACUAAUGUGGAUGCUGAGAUUGCUGAUCUAAUUAAGUCCAGUGAAGUAGCUAAAGCUACCAAGGAAGGAUCUUUUAUGACCAUAUUUGAAAGGCAGUAUAGGCCUCACCUAGUGUUGUCAAUUACUAUACCCUUUUUCCAACAAGUAACUGGGAUUAACAUUAUCGCAUUUUAUGCCCCUGUUCUUUUUCAAUCUCUUGGCUUUGGAAAUGAUUCAGCUCUAAUGGCAGCCAUAAUACUAGGAUUAGUUAAUCUUGGUUCAAUCCUUGUGUCUACUAGUGUGGUUGAUCGGUUCGGCCGAAGAUUCUUGUUCAUAGCUGGAGGAACUCAGAUGUUCAUUUGUCAGGUUGCAUUAGCAGGUGUGCUGGCUGUCACGUCAGGUGUUUCUGGCACUGAGCAAAUAUCCAAGGGCAAUGCAAUAUUAGUAGUAGUCUUAAUGUGCUUAUAUGCUGCUGGUUUUGGCUGGUCAUGGGGACCUUUGAGUUGGCUAAUUCCAAGUGAAAUAUUCCCUACGAAAAUUCGACCUACAGGCCAAAGCAUUAGUGUUGCUGUAAAUUUUGCUACCACAUUUGUCCUAUCACAAACCUUCUUGACCAUGCUAUGUCACUUCAAAUAUGGGAUAUUCUUAUUCUAUGCUGGUUGGAUUGCCGUGAUGACCAUAUUUGUCGUACUUUUCCUGCCAGAGACGAGAGGAAUUCCUCUGGAUUUUGUGUAUGAAGUAUUGGAACAGCAUUGGUUCUGGCGCAGGUUCGUUCAAGGUCAUCGUUAGGCAAAGCUUCGUUGAUGCAGCCAGAGCUUUGUGCAUAUGCGGUGGACUGAUUGCUUGCAGAAGCGUAAGGAAUUGUCAGAGCUUAUGUUCAUGUGUCUGUUUCAUUUCAUCCUCUAAUUAAUUGGAUUAAAUUUGAAUAUAGUUGUAUAGUAUCUUUACUGGCUGUUCACUGAUCCCAGAAACUAUAGUCAUGUUAUCUAUGUUAUGAGGUUCUACCAAAACUUGGGACAUUGUUUACUUUGUUAACUUAGACAAUGGCAAAGUGAUUAAAGCCAGUUACAGAAAACGUACAAUGUUUUCGUGCUCUAAGUUGUGGAAUGGUCCUCAGGUUGGCUUUAGUUCCCGUGGUAGGGCUAGAUACAAAUGCACAAAUUUAUCUAGCAGUUUGGUAUUUUUUAUUUACUUCGGUACCUUUAAUUAUUUAUUUGAA